Messenger RNA from Trichobilharzia regenti, 3606 nucleotides. Lineage: Eukaryota; Metazoa; Platyhelminthes; Trematoda; Strigeidida; Schistosomatidae. The record is from the annotation of a GenBank genome assembly.
AUGCUGGAAGAAACUGGACAAGGUAGAAUGAUUGUUAAAUAUUCUUUUCAAGUUCCCGAGUGUAUUAAUCAAAGACAAUUGUUACGUCUGAAUGCAAAUGAUAUGGAUGAGGCAGACAGUGAAUUCGGUCGAGUAUCAUAUCAUCUCAGUGAUCAGACACAAAACUUUGAACAACUAAGACAACGACUAUUUAUUUCAGGAGAAUAUAUCUACCUAACUGAUUUAGGAUUAAAAGACUUAAAUCAAGCAAAUUUAACAUUAAUUGUAACAGCAACUGAUGGUGCUGGUAGAAGCAGUGAUGCAUGGAUUCAUCUUCUAGUGCAAGACUGUAAUGACCACAAACCAAUGAUCAUUAUGAGGAACACUGAAUUCUCAGUUGUAGAAAAUGCCAUCGGAAAUCAACAGUUGGUUAGUCUGAUAACUGUACGAGAUUUAGACUUGACUACAUCACCGAAUUCAGAGUUCCAGUGCAGUCUAAAUGAUACUGCGUAUUUAUCUCUAGUUGAAGUUAUGUCUGGACCAAAGUUAUCUGAACCACGAAAUUCAAACGGCAUGAAUUUAAAUAGCAGAUUUUUAUUCCAUAGACAACAGAGUGAAACAGCUGAUAAUAACGAUGGUUUAUCACGUCAAGGUAGAUGGGUUGUCUAUCGAUUAGAAACAAAGAAUUCAUCAUCGUUUGAUCGUGAAGCAACACCCUACUAUAAUGUAUUAUUACAGUGUUCAGAUAAAGGAUCACCUAUGCUUACAUCACAUCGUCUGAUAACAAUAAAUAUUCUUGAUGUAAAUGAUAAUCCACCGAUAUUUUUGAAUUCUCAACAAUCUCAAUCCCCUCAUUUAUCUCUACUGAAUACAGAUAGUCAUAGAAAAUUAUUUUAUCAAUCAUAUUUAUCAUCAAAUCCACAAAGAAUUGACCAAUCGUAUACUUAUCAAUUUGUUCUACCAGAAAACUCUUUACGUGGUACAAUUAUUGGUAGUGUUCAAGCGAUUGAUUUAGAUGCUGGGGAAAAUGGUAGAUUGAAUUUUGAACUGAAAAGUCAAAUUCCAUAUUUUGGAAACAAAAUGCUAUUGUCACCUAAUGAAAUUGAUAAUAUGACAAAAACGGAAUAUCAAAAUAUUGAUGAUAAUAAUAGUGACAAUGAGGGUCAGAGGAAGGAUAUUAGAUCACAUCGUGUAUUUAAUCUAGCUGCAAAUGGUGAAAUUCAAUUAAUAGAUGAAGUUGACAGAGAGAAAGUGGAUCGGUAUGAAUUGUAUAUUGUUGUGAGUGAUAAUGCAAAAACGAAUCGUCUGUCAUCAACAGCUACUGUUAUAAUUAAGAUAGAAGAUGUUAACGACUGUAGACCUGAAUUCUUUGGAGAUUAUGUAUUUGAAAUUGUGGAAAGUUAUGGUUCGUCUACAAUUCAUCAAAUUCUAGGAUCUGUUGUAGCUACAGAUAUGGAUUUGGGCAGAAAUGGAUCAAUAACAUAUCGACUUAGCUCCGAACAAGAUAAUAAUAAUAACCAUAACAAUUUAGUAGGCAAUAAAAUCCAUGGUCCAGCAUAUGCAUUCAACUCUCGAUUAAUUCAGAUCAGUCAUGAUGGCAAGCUUACUGUUUAUGGAGUGAUUGAUCGUGAAAAGACCCCUGUAAUUAUACUGACAGUUAUUGCUGAAGAUAAUGGCAUUCCUAUGAAGCUAUCCAACUCAGUGACUGUUACAGUUCAUGUCUUAGAUCUAAAUGAUAAUAAACCACGUUUCAUUGAAUCCUCAGCACUACGUUCUCAGUUAACAAAUAAAGCUGAUGGAGAAAAAAAUGUUCCGGACAACCCGAAUGUGAAUUUCAUAUCACCUGUAACUGGCUUUAAAUUGAACUUAAGUUUAGAUACAAAUGUUGGUACUCUGCUAACUGUGUUUGAGGCAUAUGAUCCAGACAAUGGUCCUAAUGGAACAGUUGUUUUUGAUAUGGCUUACUCAGGGACACUUGGUUUCUCCAAUGAAAUAAAAAGUCAUAAAAGCGGAGGAAGUGAUGAAGAAUCGGCUAGUGUUCCUACAUUCACUCUACAACCAGAUGGACGUCUUCUUUUAUCUAAACGAUUAAUUUAUUCUGACAUGAUAUCGCCUGCACCAAACAAUCUUCCAAAACGCUAUCGUCGACCAGAUAGAUUAUUGAUACGUGUAUCGGAUAAAGGGCCAACUCCAGAACAGUCGAUAACUAGUUUACAAAUAUUUUAUUAUGAUCCGAUUGAAACAAUACAGAAUACGUACUCUGAAAAUUAUGCACCAACAUCAAAUCGAAAAAAUGAUAUUAAAAGUGAUCAUGAAUAUUCAACAACUAAUCAAAAUACAGAAAAUGGAAACAAUAAAUAUUUUGCUUAUAAAUCAAAUGUUCAAACAUUAUUAGGUGGACGUGAAGGUGGAAAGUUAUCGUCAAAAUCAUUUAUGAGAUCAUCAGAAUUAACACAUUCCAAACCGUUUACUUUACCUGCUAUGUAUUUAUUAGCCUUAGCUGUUUGUUUAGCCCUAUUACUGGUGAUAAUUAGUUUUGCCUGUUUCUAUGUUAAAGUAAGAAAGACAAAUAUUGGAGAGAAUGGACAAGAAAAAUAUGAUAGUGUAGUGAAAACCGACGUUCAUGGAGACACACUGAAUAACAACAAGAAAAAUGUUGAUGGUGAUAUUCGUUUGGAUAAUACACUGACAUGUCAUUCGAAAAAGGAGUUGGAUGAAUCACAAACAUUUUCUGGCUCAGGGAAUAAAAUGAUUUCUGAUUGUGGUAUGAAUAGUCUUAAUUACAGGAGUCUGUCACCAACAUAUAUUGUACGUGGAUGUGAUCAUGUGAAUUUUCUUCCAUCUAACGAUGCAUACGUGGACACAGUUAUGUCUAUGCCUCAUUGGACAAUGAAUAGUUCGCAUUAUACUCCAUUAUCAAUUAGUCAAAUAAAUUCUGCCACAAAUUCGUAUUUACCAUCGACAAUUUCACAUAAUGACUCCAGGAAACAAUUUGUUAAUAGUAAUCAGAACCAAUUAGAAAAUCCUACAUCAUUUAAAACUCCCGACUCUUUAUAUGAAGAUCAAUCGUCUCCAGUAUUAUUCAAUAAAAUGGAGUUCUCCAAAACACUGAAUCGUCAAACACAGUACAAUUUACUUAUGGAUAAUCAAAUGGACGCUUCAAAUAUUAUCUCAAGAAGUGAAAACAAUGAUAAAAGUAGUAACUCUAUUGGUAAAACAUUCCAAACAGACGAUAUGACUACAACUGCCACAAAUUUUGUCCCUAACUCUCAAAACACCAAGUCAAUUGUAAUGCCACCUAAGCGUAAUUUGAGUGAUAAGUCUAUCCUGAAUACAUCAACUCAAAAAUACAAUGAAUUAAAGUCAGCCAGUGAAACACCUACGACCAUCUCAGCCUCAGUCUCAAAUAAUAGUGAUAUAACGCUCUCUGCAAUGCAAAAAUCUAAAUGCAAGUUAUUUACAUCUAAAAAGAAUGAAAUAUCUAAAAGUCAGAAUCAAAGUCAUAAUCAGACAAGUGACAAUGAUACAUUUCAUCGUCUCCCUGUUUCUAUUGACUUGAAUCAUGUUAGUAUCAUUGCACAAAGUAAAUCAAGUGAUCUACCUCAAUUAACAUCUUCAUUUGUUUAA